Lotus japonicus is the source of this 1738-nucleotide messenger RNA. RefSeq names its product adenine nucleotide transporter BT1, chloroplastic/mitochondrial-like. The record is from RefSeq and is a predicted model, not a curated record. Gene Ontology annotation, biological process: transmembrane transport. Lineage: Eukaryota; Viridiplantae; Streptophyta; Magnoliopsida; Fabales; Fabaceae. The coding region runs from base 230 to 1474 and encodes 414 amino acids. The transcript is spliced from 3 exons.
ACAGAUCAAAGGAAUACAAAACAAAACCCUGCAUAGAUUGCAAUAUUACAUACUAUAUAAUAUUCACAACCACCUUUGAUUCUCGUACCCAAUGGAGUGUUGUUGAGAGAGAGGAACAACAACAACAACAACAGAGUCACAUUCACCUACCCUUCUCUCUCUAACCUCCUUCUCCCUUUCCUCUUCGCACUUUCCGCCGCCCCACACUCCUAAAGGGUUUUUUUCAUUGAUGGGUAUGCGAGGGGUUUCGCUAUUCGAUGACAGAAACGAUGGCUUCUUCUCUGUUUCAAAUUUGGGGUCUCAAUGGAAUGUUCAGAAUGAAGGUUAUCACCACCCAGGUGGUUUAUUUGCGAGCAUUGGUCAAAUGGGUAUGGGGUUUGGCCAAACACCAAACGACCCUUCUGCGAAUUCCCAAGGUGGCGGCGGUGGCGGCAAUGGGAUGAGGAUUCCCUGCACGGAGUUUUACAUUAGGUAUGUUCAGUCGGAGGGGAAGGUGAAGAUUGUUGGUGUUCCUGAUGAGGAUGAUGAUGAUGAUGAUGAUGAAGAAGAGGUGGUGGGAGGGGUUAGGAGGAUGAAGAAGAAGAAGAGGGGUUUGAAGAUUAAGGUGAAGAACCCUUCGUUGAGGAGGUUGUUUAGUGGGGCCAUUGGGGGGGCGGUGUCGCGUACCGCGGUGGCGCCGUUGGAGACGAUAAGGACUCAUUUGAUGGUUGGGAGUAGUGGCCAUUCCAGUGGUGAGGUGUUUAAUAAUAUCAUGAAGAGUGAUGGGUGGAAGGGGUUGUUUAGGGGCAAUUUUGUUAAUGUCAUUCGUGUUGCACCUAGCAAGGCCAUUGAGCUUUUUGCUUAUGACACAGUUAACAAGAACCUUUCACCAAAGCCUGGGGAACAGCCCAAACUCCCCGUUCCUCCAUCACUGAUUGCAGGUGCUUGCGCUGGAGUUAGUUCAACUUUAUUGACAUAUCCUCUGGAGUUACUUAAAACUCGAUUAACUAUCCAGAGAGGUGUUUACGACGGUCUAUUUGAUGCAUUCUUGAAAAUCGUUCGAGAAGAAGGUGCUGGAGAACUUUAUAGAGGCCUUGCACCUAGUCUUAUUGGAGUUAUUCCAUAUUCCGCCACCAAUUACUUUGCCUACGAUUCUUUAAGGAAAGCAUACAGAAAAUUUUCCAAACAAGAGAAGAUUGGCAACAUCGAAACCCUCUUGAUAGGAUCAUUAGCGGGUGCUAUUUCAAGUACCGCAACUUUUCCGCUCGAAGUGGCUCGCAAGCACAUGCAAGUUGGAGCCCUUAGUGGAAGGCAAGUCUACAAGAAUGUGCUUCAUGCCCUUGCAAGUAUUCUUGAAAAAGAAGGGAUCCAGGGUUUGUAUAGAGGGUUGGGACCAAGCUGCAUGAAGUUGGUGCCAGCUGCAGGAAUCUCUUUCAUGUGCUAUGAAGCCUGCAAGAGAAUACUGGUAGAGGAUGAUGAUGAUGAUGAGGAAUAGGAUUAGUACCUGAGUUUUAUUUUUUUGUCCUUCACAAAUUCGGUUCGAUUUUUUGGAUUUCAUUUUGGUUAUUGGGUUUUUUAUACUUCUAAUAAGAAAUUGAGGAUGGAGAUUUUGAUUAUUUUUGAUGUCUUGCCUAUUGGCACUGACUAAUUAGUUAUGGCUUUGACAUGGCUUAACUGGUCAUUGUUAGAGUGAAAACAAAUCAUUGUAUUCUUCUGCUCAAGGGCAAAGCACAUCUAUUAUUGAAGGCAAUUUCACUUA